CGGUCCCAUUGUCUGUGGUCAUUCUGGUUUUUAAAUUACAUGAAAUUACACGAAUCAAACAGCUUACAAUAACUUGAAAGAUGUCAAUACUAAGAGACUACGUCUACACUCAAGUACCUAAAGAAAGGUAUGAGUUGUUGAAAGCUCGUUACCUUUCAUUCCUGGAUGCCAUGGACGAUGUCACCAAGGAACCGGUCAGGGUGUUCGAUCCACUACCUGAAUCGUACACGAAACAGAUUGACUUGAUUAGAGAACUGAGUCAGGAGUUACAGGAGAAGAAAGAAGAAGAGAUAAGGAAAGCGGCGCAAGCGCGAGAGGCAGAAGAACAAGAGAAGGAAAAGGCUAAAACAGAAGAAAUCAACGAAGAAGAGACUAAAGAAGAGGAGCAGUCGGAAAAAUGAAUACAUUAAUUAAUUUAGGAAAUUAUUUAAAACAAUAAAAAAUCUAAAUUCUCUUUUUAUAAUGUAAAUUCUCUUUUUUAAUGGAAAUUAUUUAAAACAAUAAAAAAAAUU
Molecule: messenger RNA, 512 nt
Organism: Achroia grisella
Lineage: Eukaryota; Metazoa; Arthropoda; Insecta; Lepidoptera; Pyralidae
Product: DNA-directed RNA polymerase III subunit RPC7-like
Exons: 3
Coding region: 81-401 (106 amino acids)
Source: RefSeq, a predicted model, not a curated record